This is a messenger RNA of Gekko japonicus, 406 nucleotides long. RefSeq names its product tubulin polyglutamylase complex subunit 2 (gene TPGS2). NCBI's taxonomy places the organism in Eukaryota, Metazoa, Chordata, Lepidosauria, Squamata, Gekkonidae. The annotation marks the transcript as partial. The record is from RefSeq and is a predicted model, not a curated record. The transcript is spliced from 4 exons. Gene Ontology annotation, biological process: protein polyglutamylation.
UGCCUUGUUCCUGUGCUAGGUGCUGAUGCCGCAGGAGAAUGGAGGAGAAGGCUGGGCGUGGCAGCAUCAAGCCCUACGUGGACAGACUCACCCUGGGGGUCACGCGCAUCUUAGAAGCUUCUCCGGGAGUGACCGAAGUGACGUUUGUAGAGAAGGAGGCAGCAGAGCGGCACACCAUUGUUUCGUGGGAGCAGAAAAAUGGCUGCGUGCUGCCGGAGGAUUUGAAGAAUUUCUACCUGAUGAUGGACGGCUUCCACAUGACUUGGAGCAUCAAGAUGGACGAUAACUCCAUGCCCCUGGGCUCCAUGACGAUCAACAGUAUCUCCAAGCUCAACCGCCUGGGCGCCGCGCCAGCUUACACCCUGCCCAGCGCGCCAACUCUUGCCGACUUGGAGGACACCGAUUU